Molecule: messenger RNA, 629 nt
Organism: Thrips palmi
Lineage: Eukaryota; Metazoa; Arthropoda; Insecta; Thysanoptera; Thripidae
Product: keratinocyte proline-rich protein-like
Exons: 2
Coding region: 87-569 (160 amino acids)
Source: RefSeq, a predicted model, not a curated record
UGGAAGAGUAUAAGAAGCGCCCCGCAACCGCGGCAGGCCACACUCCAGUCCCCCCAUCGCCAGCGGAAGGAACCCACCCACUCAACAUGAAGACCGGAUCCAUCCUUAAGGCGCUUGCCGUCUCCGCCCUGGUGCUGGCCUUCGUCUCGGCCGCGCUGGCUUCCUGCGGCUGCAGCAACGGCGGCAAGGACGUGUGCGGCCUCGGCACCGGCUGCAGCAAGGCCGUGGUGCGCCCCGCCCGCAUCAUCCCCGUGCCCAGGCCCACCACCGUGGUGCGCAAGUACGUCACCGUGGUGGAGGAGGAGAGCCAGCCCACCUACGUGCACCGCCCCGCCCCCAGGCCCGCGCCCCAGCCCUGCUACGAGGCCGCCCCCGCCCCCGAGCCCGCCCCCGAGCCCUGCUACUCCUGCGGCCGCGGCCACUCCGGCUACUCGUCCUGCGGCCAGGAGGAGCGCACCGUGGUCUACAAGCCCGCCCCCCUGCCCGUCCAGAGGAUCGUGGUCCGGCCCGCCCCCCAGCCCGUGUGCCGCUCGUGCCUGCUGCCCGCCCCCAGCUGCGGCUGCCAGUAGAGUGGGUGGGCGCCCUGCCCGCGACCGACUGCUGAAGAAUAAAAUGAAACCAACCUGAAU